AUGUCUCGCACUACCGCAGCUGUCAAGCUGCUGCUUGUGUCUCUGCCACUUGUACGGUCUUUACCGCAACUUUCUCCACCUUACCCCAUCGUUAUCAGUACAACGACGGAUAUCAGUGAGGCGGUGCUUGCCACGCCAACAGAAGAACCAGAUCUGUCGCCUGUGGAAACAGACAUUUUGGUCGAUCUAAUUCCCACGGAUGUCCAGCCUGAUGAAGAGGAAGCAGCACCAUCAGUGACUGUUCCUCUCGAUCCCAUCUACGACGACCAGAUUUAUGUCGAUCCCAUUACUUCAGACUGGCCCUACCACACCAUCUCCCCAGCUCCUAUUGCCGAUGGGGAUUCUGUGAGCUUGGAAACCUUCGUCGAGAUUCUGCAGCCACUGCUUGACAUCAUCGAAGACAUGCUGCCGGAAGAUGAGGUUCUCGUGCACCGAUAUGCUGAGGAUUUGCUUCCCGGUCUGCUUCCGACUGUUAGGCCCAUGAUCUUGGACGCGAUGGAGACUCCGCUCCCUGAAUUUCCAAACAUUGACUCAUUGGAGAGCUCCGUGUUUGAGCCUAUUACUGAGGCAACAGGAGACCUAAUCUUUGCGGGAACUAUCUCAGACACACCGGAAAGUCCUAUCGCAGAGCCCAGAAUUGAGUCUAUCAUCUCUGAAACACCUGAGAUUGCUGUUCCUCUCCCUGAACUUUCCGGGCUACCUCUACCGGAUCUGACAUUUUCGAAUUCACUUUCGGAUUUACUUUCGGAGAUUCCUGCACCAGAACCUGUCUUUCCUGACGCGCCCUCCCAGCCUUACUUCCCGGACCCAUCUUCCAUUGAUGCUGCUAUUCCAAGGCCUGUCUUUCCCGAAUCAUCUCUCGUAAACGCGGUUAUUCCAGGACCAGUUUUCCCUGAUGCAUCUGCCGCGGAAGCUGCUAUCCCGGGACCUGUCUUUCCCGACACGCCAUCUCCAAAACUUCUCUCCCCUGAGCCAGAAGACAUGCCUGCCCGUGCCAGUUCCCCUCUAAAGAAGCGUGAAGACAAGGGCUGGUUCGGCGGAAUCGGGGAAUCGAUCAUCAAUGCCAUCACCCGUGGCGCGGGGGCUAACAAGCCUACCGAAGCGACCAUCAAGGACGAGCAACCUUCGCUUGGCGCCUUCCGUCACGAUGUGCUUCAACUACCCGUUGAUCUCCUCCCCGUUGGGAUCGCAGCCGUUAUCAACGGGACAAUUCCAUCACGAAACGAGUCUGAGCCAUAUAGUGAGGCAGCCGCCUUGGCCCUCAUCGAAGAGCUUCUCAGCCUCAUUCUUCAGGUAUUGGGCCUCGAUUUCCUUCCCAACGACAAUGGUGUAAACCAGACAAGAGAGGAGAUUGAACUAGCCUUGAGGGAGCACAACGGACCUGUUGCGACAUCGGAUCUCUUCGAUAUUGUGAAUAAGGUGGUUGGCCAGGAACUGUCACACGCGCACUCUAACAAGGGAUCUCAUCGUGGCCACACGAAGCGUGACGCAAGUCCUGCUACUGAUGCCAUUGAGAAGUUCUAUGCUUCACUUCAGAGUUCGAGUGACCACUCAGUGGAUAGCAUAGCCUCGUUUUCCGAUACGCUCAGAGCUUCUUUGAAGCAGCUUGACGCUUCGAGCCAGGCAGCCCUUCUCGAAGCCCUUAAACACGAGACCACUCAGCAUGAGCUUGUCAAGCGGCAAAGGCCGGGCAGAGGAAGAGGACGGAGAGGAGGUCGAAGGGGAAGAAGAGGAAGAAUUGUUACUGAUCCUCGCCUACCGGGCUUUGAUGGCAGGGCCUUCAUCGCCUAUUACACUUCAGAGGUCUGUCAGAUAUCCUCACUGAUCCCAGGAUCCCCGUGCCGCCAUAUAAUUCACUGCGAAUGGACAACCUUCCCGACCAGCUGA
Messenger RNA from Plenodomus lingam JN3, 1887 nucleotides. The record is from RefSeq and is a predicted model, not a curated record. Lineage: Eukaryota; Fungi; Ascomycota; Dothideomycetes; Pleosporales; Leptosphaeriaceae.